Molecule: messenger RNA, 2155 nt
Organism: Otolemur garnettii (small-eared galago)
Lineage: Eukaryota; Metazoa; Chordata; Mammalia; Primates; Galagidae
Gene: APMAP
Product: adipocyte plasma membrane associated protein
Exons: 9
Coding region: 50-1297 (415 amino acids)
Biological process (GO): biosynthetic process
Molecular function (GO): strictosidine synthase activity
Source: RefSeq, a predicted model, not a curated record
CAGCUCAGAGCCGAGUGGUGGCGGCGGGCGGAGGCCACGCACCUGCAUAAUGAGCGAGGCGGACGGGCUACGGCAGCGCCGGCCCCUGCGGCCGCAGGUCGUCACCGACGAUGGUCAAGUCCCGGAGGCCAAGGACGGCAGCUCGUUUAGCGGCAGAGUUUUCCGAGUGACCUUCUUGAUGCUGGCUGUUUUCCUCAUAGUUCCCCUGCUUGGAGCCAUGAUGCUGUUGGAUUCUCCGAUAGAUCCACAGCCUCUCAGCUUCAAAGAACCCCCCCUUUUGCACGGUGUUCUGUAUCCGAAUACGAAGUUGCGACAGGCAGAGAGACUGUUUGAAAAUCAACUUGUUGGGCCCGAGUCCAUAGCACAUAUUGGGGAUGUGAUGUUUACUGGGACAGCAGAUGGCCGGGUCGUAAAACUUGAAAAUGGUGAAGUGGAAACCAUCGCCCGGUUUGGUUCCGGCCCCUGCAAAACCCGAGAUGACGAGCCUGCUUGUGGGAGACCCCUGGGCAUCCGGGCAGGGCCCAAUGGGACUCUCUUUGUGGCUGAUGCAUACAAGGGACUGUUUGAAGUAAAUCCCUGGAAACGUGAAGUGAAACUGCUGCUGUCAUCUGAGACACCCAUUGAGGGGAAGAAAAUGUCCUUUGUGAAUGAUCUCACAAUCACUCAGGAUGGGCGGAAGGUUUAUUUCACAGACUCUAGCAGCAAAUGGCAGAGACGAGAUUAUUUGUUUCUGGUUAUGGAGGGCACAGAUGAUGGGCGGCUGCUGGAGUACGAUACCACCACCCAGGAAGUGAGAGUUUUGCUGGAUCAGUUGCGGUUUCCUAAUGGGGUCCAGCUGUCUCCUGGGGAGGACUUUGUCCUGGUGGCAGAAUUGACCAUGGCAAGGAUACGAAGAGUCUACGUGUCUGGCCUGAUGAAGGGAGGAGCUGACCUAUUCGUGGAGAACUUGCCUGGAUUUCCAGACAAUAUCCGGCCCAGCAGCUCCGGCGGGUACUGGGUUGGCAUGUCGACAAUUCGCCCUAACCCUGGGUUUUCCAUGUUGGAUUUCCUAUCCGAGAGACCCUAUAUUAAAAGAAUGAUUUUUAAGCUGCUUAGUCAGGAGACGGUGAUGAAGUUUGUGCCAAGGUACAGCCUUGUUCUGGAGCUCAGCGACAGCGGUGCCUUCCGGAGAAGCCUGCACGACCCAGAUGGGCUGGUGGCCACUUACGUCAGUGAAGUGCAUGAGCAUGACGGGCAUCUUUACCUGGGCUCCUUCAGGUCCCCCUUCCUCUGCAGACUCAGCCUGCAGUCGGUGUAGCUGGCCUUGGGGGCUGCCCCUGCUGCCCUGCUGGGAGGCCUCACACUGGGCACCAGGCCUGGUCUGGGAGGGCCAUGGACACAGCUGUGGAGCAUGUGUCCCCAUGUACCAGGCCCUCAGAGAUGUUGCGGGAGCGGCUGCUGCAACCCCCAAGGAUUGGGGCACCCUUCACUUGGGCCUACCUUUGCGUUUAGAGGGGACAUAACAUUAUCUUCCUGCUGCCAGGAAGAUAAAUUCACUUAAAGCCAUUUUCUCUCAACAACAACAAAAAAGAAAGAAUAAAACAGCUUUCUAAGUAGGGUGGUUCUUUAGGAUGCAGGAGACUUCCUGUACUCUGUGGGACUCUGUGUUGGGUGGAGGGAGCAACUCGCCUGGUGCACUGCCUGGGACAGGGGUGCUCCUGACUGCCAUGCUGGUGUGUGUCUGCUGUAAAGAGGGUGACGCCUUUCUCUGCAGAGGCUCGAGAGUGUUGAGCCAGCCAGUGGGAGCUGUGCAAGCUGAGACUUAGGACUGGGUCCUAAGGGUUGUGUGGGACUCAGUUCUUAAGUCCCUGGGUGCUCCCUCUGCAGUGAGAAGGGAAGGCAUGUGGGUUCCUGUGGCUGAGAGAGGACCCACUGGGUUUCUUUCUGUGAGUACCCACCAUGCUGGAGUUGAGUGGCCUAGUGACUCAGCCCGUUUCCCAGGGGUGACCCAAGAGCGUCCUGUUUACAACCCUGUUGGUCCCUCUGGACCCACAAAGGUGAGCAGUGCAUAUGUCCAAGUGCUGAGAGCUGCUGUGUGUCUUCACGGGUACAUCUACACACUGGUCAUAAUUUUGAUAAUAAAUACAAAUAAAUUGAUUUCUGGUGAUUAACCUUU